AUGUUCGCCCGCAGCAAGGUCGCACUCACAUUCUUUUGCCUCGUCGUCGCCCUGGGUUUGGCCACCGUAUCCGAGGCGAACUCGCUCGUUACCCCCGCCCGCGGCCAUGUUGAGCUCUCCCGCAUGAUCAAGAAACGUGCGGAUGUCAGCGGCUUCCCCCUCCUGCCCGUCUUCGGCGCAGAGAGCGACCCCACCAGCACUGCCAGCACUGGUUCAAGCACCGCUACCUCUGGUUCGGCGACGGGUACGUCCUCGUCGGCGACUUCGUCCGUAACGGCGUCGUCGGCCGCCUCUACCUCCUCCUCGGCCACGUCCUCGUCUGCGACGUCCGCAAGCUCCGCGUCCACGAGCAGCGAUACUUCGUCUUCCGCCGCCUCGUCGUCUGCCACGUCCACCUCGAGCAGCACGACUUCUUCGGCGCCCAGCUCCACCUCCUCGGCCACGCCUACGUCCACGAGCGAGGCGGACAUCUCGUUCACCUCAGCGCCUGGCCCGGACACCGAUACCCAGACCUCCUCGGCCCGCUCUACCUCGACUAACUUCGUCACCGUCACCGACAGCAGCGCACAGGCUUCGGCCACUUCCGGCGCGUCGACCACCGGCGCCGUGAAGACGGACAACAGCCACAUCACCCGCACGACGAUCAUCGUCAUCGCCGUCAUCGCGUCCACGGUCGGUGGAAUCGCGCUUGCGUGGACCAUCUUCCGCAAGUGGAAGCUCCGCCCGUCGUCCAACUUCGACGACCGCAUGCAGCCCAUCGACUGGCAGCCGACCGCGCCCGAGGACGCCGGGAUCAUUCCGAGCCACCGCCGCGCGGGCUCGAACGAGUCCCACGGCUCGUUCAAGUCCUCCAGUCACGGCCACGGCGCGGCGGGCCUCCAGCCCCUCCCCGAGCACGACUUCACCGCAGGCGCGUCGCUUGCGCCCGUCGGCGGCUACGCGGACCUCCAGCGUGGCCCGAGCCCGCAGCCCAGCAUGGCGGAGCUCUCGCGCGGCCCGAGCAUGAACCGCCCCGGCUACGACUACGGCAUGCCCAUGCAGCAUCAGGGCAUGGGUGGUGGCGCGUACGACUACGGCCACGGCGCUCGCUACUAG
This is a messenger RNA of Trametes versicolor FP-101664 SS1, 1095 nucleotides long. RefSeq lists its product as uncharacterized. The transcript has 2 exons. The record is from RefSeq and is a predicted model, not a curated record. Lineage: Eukaryota; Fungi; Basidiomycota; Agaricomycetes; Polyporales; Polyporaceae. The coding region runs from base 1 to 1095 and encodes 364 amino acids.